This is a messenger RNA of Bufo gargarizans (Asiatic toad), 761 nucleotides long. Its product is annotated as 60S ribosomal protein L13a-like. Gene Ontology annotation, molecular function: structural constituent of ribosome; mRNA binding. Lineage: Eukaryota; Metazoa; Chordata; Amphibia; Anura; Bufonidae. The record is from RefSeq and is a predicted model, not a curated record. Gene Ontology annotation, biological process: translation; negative regulation of translation. Gene Ontology annotation, cellular component: cytosolic large ribosomal subunit; ribosome.
UCUUUCUCGUCCGGCAGCCCAAGAUGGCGCAGGCUAAGGUUAAGAAGCUGCCCCAAAAACUCAUCCAGGGGGGUCUCCCUGGCUUCUACAAGAACAUCGGCGGAGGAUUCAAAGCUUCAAAUCAGGUUCUGGUCAUCGAUGGCAGAGGACAUCUCCUUGGUCGUCUCGCUGCUAUUGUUGCAAAGCAAGUGUUGCUUGGGCGCAAAGUGGUGGUUGUGAGAUGUGAAGGCAUCAACAUUUCUGGCAACUUCUACCGCAACAAACUUAAGUACCUUGCUUUCCUGCGCAAACGCAUGAACACAAACCCUUCCCGUGGACCAUACCACUUCAGAGCACCCAGCCGCAUCUUCUGGAGGACUGUAAGGGGAAUGCUUCCACACAAGACAAAGAGAGGACAGGCUGCUUUGGAAAGGCUGAAGGUCUUUGAUGGUAUCCCACCUCCCUAUGACAAGAGGAAGCGUAUGGUUGUCCCUGCUGCCCUGAAGAUCGUGCGCUUGAAGCCAACAAGAAAGUUUGCUUACCUUGGUCGCCUUGCCCAUGAAGUUGGCUGGAAGUACCAGGCUGUGACUGCCACUCUUGAAGAGAAAAGGAAGGCAAAGGCCAAUCUGUACUAUAAGAAAAAGAAGCUGGUCAUGAAACUGAAGAAGCAGGCAGAGAAGAACGUCGAAAGCAAAAUUCAAAAGUACACCGAUGUUCUGAAGCAGUAUGGUAUCCUCGUCUAAAUGUCCACACAGAUUUUGGAAAUAAAUAUUUGAACUUUG